AUGUCUCGCCCUGCACAUAGAAGACCGGAAUACCAAAAAAUUAACAAAGAUCUCUUUGUCCUCACCUAUGGAGCUUUGGUUGCCCAACUUUGUAAGGAUUAUGAAAAAGAUGAAGAUGUGAACAAAUACUUAGAUAAAAUUGUCUUUCCUUCCUUCAUCCACAGGGGCUAUGGCAUUGGAACACGGCUGAUUGAAGACUUUUUAGCUCGAUCCUGUGUGAGAAGAUGCCAUAGUUAUUCAGAAAUUACGGACAUAAUUGCCCAGGUCGCUUUCAAGAUGUACUUGGGAAUUACACCAAGUGUCACCUGUAACAAUGCAAGCAGAAAUGAGUUUUCCCUGAUUCUAGACAAGAAUCCUCUGGCGGAGUUUGUGGAAGAGCUCCCUGCUGGGCGAUCUUCUUUGUGCUACUGCAAUUUACUCUGUGGGGUUAUCCGAGGUGCCCUGGAAAUGGUUCAUUUGUCUGCUGAUGUUUCAUUCUUACAAGACAGACUAAAAGGUGACAAAGUGACAGAAAUAGGAAUAACAUUUCUGAAAAAGCUAGACGAGAAAAAAUAUAGACGGAAAAAAUGAAGAAUA
Molecule: messenger RNA, 576 nt
Organism: Marmota flaviventris (yellow-bellied marmot)
Lineage: Eukaryota; Metazoa; Chordata; Mammalia; Rodentia; Sciuridae
Source: RefSeq, a predicted model, not a curated record